Trematosphaeria pertusa is the source of this 659-nucleotide messenger RNA. RefSeq lists its product as uncharacterized. The record is from RefSeq and is a predicted model, not a curated record. The transcript has a single exon. Bases 200 to 595 code for a protein of 131 amino acids. Lineage: Eukaryota; Fungi; Ascomycota; Dothideomycetes; Pleosporales; Trematosphaeriaceae.
CAGUGCGUUGCUAAUAGAAGUCUAGAAGGCGUGGAGUGGAGCCGUCAAGGAGAGACUCACCUAAGGCGCGCAGCCUAAUCAAUAUUGACUUAGACGGCGACAAGAUGUUGAUAUCCGUUCUUGUGGCUGUCAACGCUUCUAUGUUCAGGAGUCUUACUGCGAGAUCUCGAGCACGGGACAGGAUGGUAAGGCGAGAGUGAUGACGUCCAAAACCAUAUCCAACUGCACACUUGGAGUCUUUUCCGUAAGUUCGGUGGAGCUGGUCUGCGGGGUUGCGGCGUCAGCUUCGGAGAGAUCAUGGAGGUCCAAGUUAAGGCUCACCAACAUGCGCGUCGAAAAAUACCACCCGCGAGAGCAUAAGCGGCGUCCUAGAUUUUUGUCUUCACGCCUCAACGGACAAUCCGGUUGUGUGCGCUUUGUUCAAUGCGGAAAUCAUGUCGGCUGGGAGCUUCUGGAUGUUGCCGAGCGGGUGAACGUUGUUUUCGGUCGUUUGAAUGUUUCAUCACUCGUCUCACUGACAAGUGCGAGCUUUUCGUGCGCGACGUUUGCCCAGGAUAUGCCCACAACACUCUACUCAGACAGCAGCAGCGGCUAGAGGAGCUAGGCGUGCAGUCGAUGUUUCCAGUUGCGCAGCCGCAGCAGAGGGCACAUCGACAUGG